Molecule: messenger RNA, 3324 nt
Organism: Chelonoidis abingdonii (Abingdon island giant tortoise)
Lineage: Eukaryota; Metazoa; Chordata; Testudines; Testudinidae
Gene: TAMM41
Product: TAM41 mitochondrial translocator assembly and maintenance homolog
Biological process (GO): CDP-diacylglycerol biosynthetic process; cardiolipin biosynthetic process
Cellular component (GO): mitochondrion
Molecular function (GO): phosphatidate cytidylyltransferase activity
Source: RefSeq, a predicted model, not a curated record
CAGCCCCCGCACGCAGAGCGCAGGCGCCAGUUGCUGGCGGGCCCCGCGCUCAUGGCGCUGCCGGCGCUGUGCGGCUCGGGGGUGCAGUUCCGGAGGAUCCUGGCUCACUUCCCCCAGGAGCUCAGCCUGGCCUUCGCCUAUGGGUCCGGGGUCUUCCGGCAGGCGGGGGCUACCCCCAGCCAGAGUGUGCACAAUAUGCUGGACUUUGUGUUUGCUGUAGAUGAUUCUGUGACUUGGCAUAUGAUGAACCUGUUAAAGAAUAGGAGUCAUUAUUCCUUCCUAAAACUUUUUGGGCCAAAGCACAUCAGUAAUAUACAGAGCUGUGGAGCAGGGAUUUACUACAAUACUUUAGUGCAAUGUAAUGGUAGGAUGAUAAAAUAUGGUGUAAUUGGCACUGAUGCCCUGAUUGAAGAUCUGUUUCACUGGAAAACUCUCUAUGUUGCUGGACGUCUGCAAAAGCCGGUGAAAAUACUGACACAGAAUGAAAAUGGCAAGCUGCAGGCUGCCCUACUUAGCAAUCUGAAGAGUGCAGUCACAGCAGCCUUUCUCAUGUUGCCAGAAAGUUUCUCUGAAGAAGACCUCUAUAUGCAGAUUGCAGGACUCUCCUACUGUGGUGAUUUCAGAAUGAUAAUUGGAGAAGACAGGUCAAAGGUGCGAAACAUAGUGAAACCGAAUGUGUCCCAUUUUCGGAAGCUCUACAGUAAUAUAUUACAGGAGUGCCCUCAAGUGGUGUAUAAGCACCAGCUGGGCAGGCUAGAGAUCGAUAAAAGUCCAGAAGGUCAAUUCAUGCAGCUAAUGGCUUUGCCGAGGACUCUUCAACAAAAGAUAACUUCUUUUGUGGACCCUCCUGGGAAGAACAGAGAUGUGGAAGAGGUUUUACUGAAAGUGGCCCAUGACCCUGACUGUGGAUUAGUGGUACAUCAGGGCAUUUCAGGAAUUGUGAGAUCUUCCAGUCUAAUACAGAGCUCUAAAACCAUACUAACAGCUGGAUUCAAGAAAUCAGUGACUUACAGUAUGAAGAAAAUGUAUAAAAUGACAAAAGGAUAUCUGAGGAAGACUUCCUGAUGUCCAAAUUGUGUAUAUACUAUGUAUAGGUAAAUAAACAGAUCUCUUUUUCUCUGAAAAUAUUGUGCAAUUGGUACCUGUUACUUUACCUACCUACGUAAACUGUGGAUAGGUGGCAAUAAUUAUACUAUGUAUAUACAACUACUUUCUCACAUGGGGUGCGGACCUCAUUGGGUGCAGAUAUUUUGCUAACGGCUGAGGGAAUUCAUUUCCAAGUAUACUUAAGGUUUUCCUGCAUAUAUUAGAGAUCGACUCUGAAAUACAUUUGCCAGAAAUGCUUGUUUGCACAUCUGAAAGCAAAAAAUAAAAGUCCUGUAUGUUUGAUAGAAUCUGGACUAUUUUGGAAAAGAGAACUUUCUUCUCAAGCUUUGUCCAGUUCUCAUCUCCAGCCUCUUCUGAGGAGUUUAUAGAAUUGUGGUGUCCAGUUAAGUUUUAACUAAAUAUUAAAACUUUCCCCAUACAAUGCUUUAUUUUUUUACAUUAAAUCCAUUUGAGCACACAUGUAUUUUUAGAGUGCAAUAUUACUCUGUAACCCUUCUGCAGAGUGGGAUCCAUCAAGAAUACAUUUUUCUCUCCCACAACCCAGAAAAUACUUAAUGAGAGAGAAGCAUUUUGAAGGAUAUAUUUCACUGUCUGUGCCAUGUCUGGGAGCAUAGGUAACUGAAGAGUUACGAGCUGGUAAGGUAUCUUAAAGGUCAGCCAUUCUUGGCAAUCCUUUUAGUUGACAGCAACAUAACUCACAACCAAGUAGUGGCAGGGAGGUUAUAUUUCAAAACAAGGUCAAUUUUCAUUAAGCUUCUGGGUCCAGUAAUGUGUAACUUAUGCAAUAUAUUUAAAGUGUUCUGCACUACCAACUCACAAAGUACUUUAAAAUCAGCCUGGUUAAAAUCAUGGAAAUUUUUGUUCAUUACAGUAUAAACUAAUUGAUUAAUGUAAACUGUAAAAUGUGUGUGAAAAUACUGGCCAUAAGAAUAGAAGCUAUUCUCCUCCAAUUAAUCAGAUCAGCUUUACAAAAGAUUCAACUACCAUAUUCCUAUUACUUGUCAAUAAGUAAUUAAAGAUGCGGUCACUGGAGGCAUUGUCCUUUUAAUGUAAAGAGAAUCUUUGAUAUGGUGUAUUAGAAGUAUCUGCUGUAGAUAAUGGGAAUGUUUGAGAAUACCUUUUUCUCUUUGGAUCAAGUGGCUUUACUUACUUAUCCAAAAAUGGCUUUUCUUAACAGGUGUUCUCCAUAUGAAGGGUCUUGACAGGGGCAUCCUUUUUCUCACUAUUUGAUCUGGUUUUAAAGCCAGUGGCAGUGUCAAUAAGGGAAAAACAAUAAUAUAAAGAGGUUAGGAAUUUAAAAGUAACUUUUCCACAGACUAUUUCUUUUUGUUGCAUAACCUUAAUUUCUGAAAUGUAUCAUUUGAUUUCAUUUAAUUGGAAGUUUUAGGAAAAUCUUAAAUUACAAAAGGAAUUGAGGGUGUAAAACCAGCUGUUACCUAGUUCCAAGGAGUAAUUUAAGCAUAUCAUGCAGCUUGGAAAUUUGAGUGGGAAGCUGAGGAAAUAACAUACUGUAACAUGGCUCGUUAAUUCAGUUCUGCUUUCAUCACCAUUGAACAGAUGUUACAAUCUAUGAUUUUAAAAUCCUGAAGAGCUUAAAGUGGUUCAGUUUUAAAUCUAGAGUCAGUAAAUAAAACUAGAUUGUUCCAUUGAAAGCUUUAUUGGAAUAAGACUGGUAGUACAGUGAAUAUCCUCCCAAAGCCAUUGUUCCUAUUAACUGCCUUUCCUAUAUGUAUAUUCCUAGCAUUUUGUCACCCAUCAAUAGUUGGUUACAAAUCUUGGAAUAGGGUCAAGGAAACCGGACAAACAUUUCUGUAGAGUGUGCACUUUUUGAUAGUGGUAGGCUUUAGGUUUCCAAACUUCCAGGAAUACAAUGUGUUAGGCUAAAAUUUCCAUAUUGAUUGUUUCAGGGGGGAGGAAAAAGUAGAGAUUGGCUGAAAACCCAUUCCUUCCAUGAGUUGCCAACAUUACAAUAGUAAGUGUCUGCUUCAUACUAUUAGGUAUGUUAGAGAGGCUGAGAAAGUUGGUUUGCAGCUGCUUCUGUACCCUGUGGAGAGAGACCAUGAAUCAGUAAGCCUAGGAUAUUCCGAAUGCAAGAGGAAAAGUGAAACUGGGAAAACAGGUUAGUCUCCAAGCAUAAGAAAAAGAAUAUCAUCCCCAUAUAACAGGUGAAAGGUACUGUCAUCCUUGCAUCACCUUUAAAUAGAAAAUAAUUGGCAC